Saprolegnia parasitica CBS 223.65 is the source of this 945-nucleotide messenger RNA. RefSeq lists its product as hypothetical. The transcript has 2 exons. The coding region runs from base 1 to 945 and encodes 314 amino acids. NCBI's taxonomy places the organism in Eukaryota, Oomycota, Saprolegniomycetes, Saprolegniales, Saprolegniaceae. The record is from RefSeq and is a predicted model, not a curated record.
AUGACCAGCACCUCGUCGUGGCGCACCAAGACGUUCACAGCGACGACCACCGACAUCCACGGCCUCGUGCUGCAGACACGCGCCAACUUUGUCGCAGCAGACCCGGCGGCGUCCGUGGCCACCGUCACGUUCCGGACCGACUCUGACGUGCUGCUGGACGCGAUCACAAUUUCUGAAGUCGACGCCGGCAACACCCGUGCAAUCUCCGUCGGCUGGGAUCGCAAUCUCCACCGUCAGCACGACCUUGAGGCCGCGUACAUCGUCGAUAUUGCACUGCCGCCACACGCGCUUUCAUACCUCGAAGCUGUCGGCGACGUCGUCGUGGGCCCGCGCGUCCUCAGCAACGCGACAACCAAGAACAUCCACGUCCUUUUGAGCGGCAGUGGCGACGUCUAUAUCGACGACACCAACAUCUACGCCGACCGCCUGCAACUCACGCUGCAAGGGUCCGGGGACUUGCAGUUUGCCGUGCCCGAGCUCCACGCCAACGCCGUCAACGUCGCUGUGCAAGGCUCUGGCGACUGCGCGCUCUUUUCGCGUGUGCUGGAAACCAAAACACUGGAUGUCAACGUCGAGGGGUCCGGUUCUGUCUACGCGUCCGGCGCGCUGAACGGGAACCCAAGCGUGACGACCGACGUCGACGGGUCGGGCGACGUCAGGUACACGCUCUCGGGCGAUUGCAGCAGCCACGAGAUCGCUGCGUCGGCGUCCGGCGAUGCCAAGACGAGCUCGCUGGCGUGUGCAACGACGAGUGCCCGCGCCUCGGGCAGUGGCGACAUUUACGCCAGCGCGUCGGCCUCGUUCACUGCGAGCGCGUCCGGCUCGGGCGACGUCUACUACGUCGGUCCGGUCGUGCCGACCAUGAGCGGCAAGUUCCGCACCAAGACAUUGCAUAGCGUCGACACCAAGACGCCGCACGCACUGCCGCUGCAUAGGGCGGCGUGA